AUGAAUUGGCAGAGAGAUAACGGCAAAGACUUGAACACUAGCUUUCGAAAGAAGAUCAAAAUUCCUGAAAACCAACUCUGUUUUCAAUCCUCUGUUUCUUCAUCCCACCAAACUCUGUUACCACCCUCUGUUCCUUAUAAUGCUCCCACACACAUAGCAUUUUCUCCUACAUCUUCUUCUACUUCUCCUUCGUCGAUGGUCGUUUUUCCUUUUGCUUUAGAUGGAACUCAGCAACCCACGGAAUGUUCACAUCAAUUAAUAUCAAACAACACGCCUCUGUUUCGGCCGCUGCAUCAAAAUCAGCAGCAAAUGAUCUCCUUUACCGCUCAACACCCACAAUAUUUUUCAAGGGAAUUGGGACCAUUCCAGCAUCAGCUGCAGCAUUGUAAUGAAACACUGAAUUUAAGUCCAAGAGGGAGGACUACAAUGUUGAAUAAGUCGGGACAGAGUAACAGGGUUCCCCUGUUUAGUCCUCUGUUACAGCAUCCUUAUUCAACGACGAAACUGUACAGAGGAGUAAGGCAGAGGCAUUGGGGUAAAUGGGUAGCUGAGAUUCGUCUUCCUCGUAAAAGGACUCGUCUUUGGCUUGGUACUUUUGAUACUGCUGAAGAUGCAGCCAUGGCUUAUGAUCGCGAGGCCUAUAAGUUACGAGGAGAGAAUGCGAAGCUCAAUUUUCCCGAGCUCUUCCUUGAUAAAAACAAAGCAGCAUCACCAGAGAAUCUUCAGUUGAAACAACCUCAACAGCCACCAUCUGAAUGUGGCAAUUUUGAAGAGGAAACAGGAUCAAGUGAGGUUAUAGCUAUUGAUGGAGUUCAAGGGAAUGUGGAGAAUUGGGGUGCAACAUUAUCUGAUUUUGAGGCUUGGUUAAAUGCAAUACCAGUAGGUUGGGGUCCAGGAAGUCCAGUUUGGGAUGAUUUGGAUACUAACAAUAAUCUCAUCUUGCCCCAAACUAUAAAUUUUGGAGAUGUUCAUCAGCAGAAACCUCAUAAUUCUGAUCUUCAAGGCACGAUGAAACCCGCAGAGGAACACGUUGGCUUAGAAUUAGACCUUCUGUAGACGGAACAUCAAACUUCUUGAUAGGCCUGAGAAAUUUUGGAGAUCCUUUUGAAUUCUCCAAUUUGUCUUUCCUUCUUACACCUGAAACAAUAUCUGCAGAAUGGCUGCAUAUUUUUUGCCUUUUUUGCAGAGGUAAAUUUCACUAGUUAGCUUUUACAUCUAGGACUGUAGCCAGUAUCAAUACUAUCAUGACUAUCUAGUUAUGUUGUUUUACUGUAUUUUUGGCUGUUUAAUUACUAGCUUUUGCUCUAGUUGUUUAUA
Nicotiana attenuata is the source of this 1317-nucleotide messenger RNA. RefSeq names its product ethylene-responsive transcription factor ERF054-like. Bases 1 to 1056 code for a protein of 351 amino acids. Gene Ontology annotation, molecular function: DNA binding; DNA-binding transcription factor activity. Lineage: Eukaryota; Viridiplantae; Streptophyta; Magnoliopsida; Solanales; Solanaceae. Gene Ontology annotation, biological process: regulation of DNA-templated transcription. The transcript has a single exon. The record is from RefSeq and is a predicted model, not a curated record.